AUGAGUCAACGCGGAAGUAAUGCUGGAUUUGAUGCCAGAAGCGAUUCUCAUCAUAGAAGGAAUGAUCACCAACGUGCCUCUCUUCCCUAUCGUAGCGACAGGGAUGAUAGGAGUAUCACUAGUUAUAGUACUACUUCUGUGCGUGUGACGAGUAAGAAAGGAGGGCCACCAAUCUCUAUGAAUACUAGACAUAAUGUUAAUGGGGGAUUGUCCUCACAUGGUAGGAGCCGAAGCCGCAGUGGAAGUAUACGUACGCUGUCGGAAGCACCUGACGCAACUGUUCGCCCCUUGUCGCAUAGAAGUGAAAACCUCAGCAGAGGGGAUAAUAGGCCACCUGAAAGACAUCACCCCUUACAGCGCAAUCGGGGAAGUGUAACCAACGAAAGACCCGAAUCAGUUUCAUCUGAUGGAACUGCUCGCCCGGCUCCAAAGCAUAGGACCCACGGAAGAGAUACUGACUCGCAAGAAUUUGAUGGAGACUCGUAUGCUUCCGGUAGAAAAUCUCAUACUUCUGGUAAAGAAUCGUAUACUUCUGGUAGAAAAUCUCAUACUUCUGAGCGAUAUUCGGAAACUAGUCAGCAUCAUGAGCCAUCUGCGGGGAGUGGAAGUUUGUAUGAGGACCACCCGAAGAAAGGACAUAGAUAUGCACCCAGCGAUGAUGGUAGGCAGAGUAGGCAUACAGACAGAGUUGCCCGAUCUGAAUCAGAGCGCACAACCAGGCCCUCACUCGACGAUGAAUUGCUAUCGAAGCAUACAGAGAGCCUGAGCCUCCACCCCCGAGAUCCCACCCUCGAGAGAGUCGCAAAGUGGAAUGAGGAAGUAAAACGCGAUACUAAAGAAGAUAGAUGGGAUGGUGAUCCCAAAACCGGGCUAAGAUCAGUCAAUAGAUCAGUCAAUGGAGAAGAUCAUUACGGGAAAGGUUCGAAUCCACCAUCACACCGUGGGUACCCACAAAGCCGCCAUUCUGAACGCCGAUAUGGACAACCUAAAUCAGAUGCCGAUAGCUAUAGUCGUUCUGACACUUCCAGAAAAUCGUACAUUCCUCCUCAUCCUGGAUCAUUUGCUGCUCGCUAUGCUCCCUCUGAGACUGAGUCCUAUACGUUGCGCAAUUCUCCCCCUCCGUACCGUCGUGGCCCCUAUGAUACUGGAUACCAAAAUUUUGGAGUCGAGGACCAUAGUUCAACGUAUGUGACGACGAAUAUCGGUGCCCCUAAUGUGGGAUUUAUGGAUGCUCCAAGUAAGAGACAGAUAAGGGAAAUGAUGAAACACCAGCGAGAUCGUGCAAUGAUAGAGCGUGGGCUGCCACCACCUGUUGAGAAAGGGUUUUGGGAUUGA
Messenger RNA from Botrytis fragariae, 1335 nucleotides. RefSeq lists its product as uncharacterized. Bases 1 to 1335 code for a protein of 444 amino acids. The record is from RefSeq and is a predicted model, not a curated record. The transcript is spliced from 6 exons. Lineage: Eukaryota; Fungi; Ascomycota; Leotiomycetes; Helotiales; Sclerotiniaceae.